UGAAGAAAUUCCUCAAGAUACCAUGGUCAUAUCUGUUCAGAAUAUUACAGCCAACACGGCUGUGGUCAUUUGGCCAUCAAUGUCAAGCUGUUCUGACAGCUUCUAUAGUAUCAUGUAUCAGUCAAACUGGAAUACAAUGUUGUCUGGGUACUCCAAGGAGAAAUUUAAAGAGGAGCGGAUUCCUACAAGCCGGACAUUGCAUACUGUUGAAAACCUCGCCCCUCUCACAACAUACAUUCUGUGCGUGACUUGUCAGUCUGCCAAUCCAUCCAGUGACCAGUGCAAAGUCUUUAACACUUUAGGCCCAGACCCAGCAACUGUAAACAGCAAGAAAAAAGAUCUAGCACUGGGUAUCUGGCUCACAAGCAGCAUUAUACUCCUCAUUAUAGCCUGUAUCUUAAUCUACGGCUGCUUACAUAUAUGGUGGCGGAAACGUCAGGAACGUGCUUCGGCCCAAAAUGCUGAAAGCAAUGAUAGGAACAAAAGACAGGCCUGGACAAAAAAUGAAGAACCAGUAGAGGAGUAUGAGAAGCCAGGCCUGUUAGCGGUGGCAGAAGAGGACAAGAGAGAAGAUGUCUGUGCAGACAACACCCAACAAGACACACAAAAAGAUCCUUUAACAGGAGAUGAAACCAACAGCCUGAACUGCACUCAUCCAGAACAAAAAGUUGUGCAACUAACUGCAGUGAACUGAC
This is a messenger RNA of Nanorana parkeri, 695 nucleotides long. RefSeq names its product fibronectin type III domain containing 9 (gene FNDC9). The record is from RefSeq and is a predicted model, not a curated record. Lineage: Eukaryota; Metazoa; Chordata; Amphibia; Anura; Dicroglossidae. The coding region runs from base 23 to 694 and encodes 223 amino acids. The transcript has a single exon. Gene Ontology annotation, molecular function: protein binding.